Messenger RNA from Kalmanozyma brasiliensis GHG001, 600 nucleotides. RefSeq lists its product as uncharacterized. The record is from RefSeq and is a predicted model, not a curated record. The transcript has a single exon. The coding region runs from base 1 to 600 and encodes 199 amino acids. Lineage: Eukaryota; Fungi; Basidiomycota; Ustilaginomycetes; Ustilaginales.
AUGCCUUUCGUCACAUCCGCUCGCGAGCUGCUGAGCGUGCGGCUACCGGGCCCGAGCCUGCACGAAGAGGCAUCUGGCAGCAUCGUCUCGCUCUCGUGGGCCUUUCUCGUCAUUCCAUGCCUCUUUCUCGUUGUCGCAUUCGGCUGGAUCCUCUACAGCUUUAGUCAGCCGUCGGAAUUCCCGCAAGCAAACGGCUUCGGCCAUGCCGACCACGAUGCAGACGAUACCGAAGGUGACGACGAAAAGGAACAGCUGCUCGACGGCUUCAGAGAGUCGCAGUCCCACGUUUUAUCCAGCGAUGCAGCUUCAAGCUCCGGCUGGAAGAUCAACGGGAAAUUCAGCACCACCUCGAGAGGAGGCUCCGUCUAUACUUCCUAUUCCAGUCCAAACAGCAGCCCGGCGGCUUCCUCGCCCAAGUCGAAGCGUGUCAGCCUCGCCGCAGAUGGCAAACCCAGCAGAUCCGUUGGAAGCAAGGCCGCAAAAGUGUUAGCCUACAAUCGCGACCGCAUGAUGCGAGACCUCGAGAACGUCGACCCAGUCGACAGAGAGGAGCUGCAGCGCUCUUCCUCGCGCGCCAGCGAAACACGCAAAUCCGAUUGA